AUGUUUUGCUCAAAUUUUCCCUUAUUUAUUUUCCUUUUUAUUUUUAUUCCUUUUGCUACCAAAGCCUGGAUAAGUGAAAAUAGGCGAAUUGAACAAGAAAUUCUUCGUAAUUAUGAUAAAAGGCAUAGGCCUGUAAAAGUCGAAUCUACCAUUAUACGCGUUCAACUUUUCCUAACUGUAAAUCAUAUUGAAAAAGUAGAUGAGCAUGAAGGAACAAUGCUUUUACAUGGAAUUUUAUGGGCAGCGUGGAAUGAUGAUUAUUUAAAAUGGACACCUUCAGAACACAAUAAUACUUUUGUUAUUUCUAUGGAAGCGUGGAAAAUUUGGCAGCCAACAUUUGCUCUAUACAAUUCUGCAAGAAGUAAUAGCUGGUUUGUCUACAUGAGUGGGGUCCCUGCAACUGUUUCAAAUGAUGGGCGUGUAUUUGCAGCAGGAGCCUUUUCUUUCCAAGUUACUUGCCAAUUCAAUUUUGCUGCUUAUCCAUAUGAUAUACAAGAAUGUCCAAUUGUUCUUGCUGAUUGGCAGUAUGAUGCAUCAAAAGUCAAUUUAUCUGAAGCUGUCAGUGCUCGUUCUGGUCUAAACAGUUUGGCAAAACCUGCAAUUCGUCUAAGCUUUGAUCCGUUAUCUGAAAAUGUUAAAAAACAUGUUGCUGGUUGGGAAAUAAUUGACACAUGGCAAAGACUUUGUUAUUGGGGACCUACUGGUUAUUGUGUUGAUUCGUCUCCUAUUGGACCUUUGGAUAAUUAUUGGUCUUUAAUGGAAUUUGGAAUUCGAAUUAAAAGGCAUGCUCCGUAUUAUGGACUUACUUUGGUUCUUCCGAUUGUAAACUUUUUAUUUUUUAUAAAGGCAGACAAAAUUUUUAAGCAAACCAAAAUUUUUCUUUUUUGA
This is a messenger RNA of Meloidogyne enterolobii, 888 nucleotides long. NCBI's taxonomy places the organism in Eukaryota, Metazoa, Nematoda, Chromadorea, Rhabditida, Meloidogynidae. The record is from the annotation of a GenBank genome assembly.